Messenger RNA from Soboliphyme baturini, 1101 nucleotides. The record is from the annotation of a GenBank genome assembly. NCBI's taxonomy places the organism in Eukaryota, Metazoa, Nematoda, Enoplea, Dioctophymatida, Soboliphymatidae.
AUGGGUAUCAUCGAGAAGAUUCAAGAGAUCGAGCGGGAGAUCAGCAGGACGCAAAAAAAUAAGGCGACCGAAUAUCAUCUUGGUCUGCUGAAGGCUAAGCUAGCGAAAUGUCGCCAAGAACUGUUGCAACCGCAGUCGAAAAGCAAGGAAAAGGGCGAAGGCUUCGAUGUGAUGCGCAGCGGCGAUGCCAGGGUGGCGCUCAUCGGCUUUCCGUCGGUCGGCAAGUCCACUCUUCUCAGUUUGCUGACCACUACGGCUAGCGAAACGGCUUCCUACGAGUUCACCACUCUCACCUGCAUUCCCGGCGUUAUUCAGUACAAAGGCGCUAAUAUCCAGUUGUUGGAUUUGCCAGGUAUUAUCGAGGGUGCCGCACAGGGUAAAGGUCGUGGAAGGCAGGUGAUUGCCGUAGCACGAACGUCUGAUAUGAUUCUGAUGAUGCUCGACGCGCUGAAGGGCGAUAUCCAGAAGCACUUGUUGGAGAGGGAACUGGAGUCGGUUGGCAUUCGGCUGAACAAAAGGCCCCCUCAAAUUUACUACAAGCAGAAGAGCACCGGUGGCAUCCACAUCACUCAUACGGUGCCGCUGACGCGCUGUGACGUGAAGAUGGUUCAGAUGGUGUUGCACGAGUACAAGAUAUUCAACGCGGAGGUUGUGUUUCGUGAGGACUGCACGGUCGAGGACUUGAUCGACGUGAUCAUAGGUAAUCGCGUGUACAUGCCGUGCCUGUACGUGUACAAUAAGAUCGACCAGACGACGAUCGAGGAGGUGGACAGGUUGGCUCGCCAGCAGCACUCAGCCGUGGUCAGCUGCAACAUGAACUUGAACUUGGAUUACCUGCUGGAGCGGUUGUGGGACGAGUUGGCACUGCUGCGCAUUUUCACCAAGAAGCCCGGUCAGCCACCAGAUCUGGCCAUGGAAACAGCGAUCAUCCUGCGUAGCGGCGCGACCGUUGAACACGCAUGCCACGCGAUUCAUCGCACUUUAGCCGCCCAGUUCAAAUACGCUAUCGUGUGGGGGACCAGCACGAAAUUUUCUCCGCAACGCGUCGGUCUUCAUCACAUGCUUAAUGACGAGGAUGUGAUUCAAGUUGUCAAGAAGUAA